AUGGUUCAGGGUUGGAAGUUGCCAAGUCUUUCAAAAACUGACAAUAAGACAGGCAUCCCUGAAUUUCGAAUACUUGGUUUCCAGAUUUCAUAUGAUAAAAGAUUACUAUUGUUUAUUAUUUUUUUAAUAGUCUAUAUCAUGAUUUUAACAGGUAAUUUAUUGAUCAUAAUUCUUGUGUCGACAAGCCAUCGUCUGCAAUAUCCAAUGUACAUACUCCUAAGCAAUCUAUCUGCAUCAGAGAUUUUGUUCACCUCUUGUAUAAUACCUAACAUGCUUUACAUAAUUCUUGCGGACGGAUGCACCAUGUCUUAUGCGGGCUGUCUUACCCAAUUUUAUGUGUAUGGUUCCUUGAUAUCAACAGAAUGUUUUUUGCUUGCAGUGAUGUCUUACGAUCGUUAUUUGGCUAUUUGUAAUCCAUUACAUUACAAUUCUCUCAUGAACUCCAACAUUUGUGUACAACUUGCUUUAUGGUCUUGGUUGAUGGGUUUUCUUUUGUCCGUAGCAACAAUGGUGUUUGUGACUGACAUCACCUUUUGUGGAGAUAAUGUUAUAAACCAUUUCCUAUGUGACUUUGCACCUCUUCUAAAAUUGGCCUGUUCGGACAUUUCCAGGGUUGAACUGCAAGUCUUUAUUUUGUCAUGUUCCAUAAUUAUCUGCCCCUUUGUUUUCAUUGUUUUAACUUAUGUAAGCAUCCUCCGUACCAUAUAUUCAAUUCCUGCAACUACAAGAAAGAAAACCUUCUCUACUUGCAGUUCUCAUCUGACAGUUGUGUCCAUCUACUAUGGAACAUUAAUGUUCAUGUAUUCAGCUCCAUCAGUUAAUGUGUUUCAUGAUGCAAACAAAAUAUUGUCACUAUUGUAUAUUAUAGUUACCCCGUUAUUCAAUCCCAUAAUUUACAGUCUAAGAAACUAUGAAAUUCAACAGAUCCUAAAAAAAUACUUAACAGUGAUAAGAAGCAUGAAGUGGCCUGAAAUAUUUCUAUAG
Molecule: messenger RNA, 984 nt
Organism: Xenopus tropicalis (tropical clawed frog)
Lineage: Eukaryota; Metazoa; Chordata; Amphibia; Anura; Pipidae
Product: olfactory receptor 11A1-like
Exons: 2
Coding region: 1-984 (327 amino acids)
Biological process (GO): G protein-coupled receptor signaling pathway; signal transduction; detection of chemical stimulus involved in sensory perception of smell
Cellular component (GO): membrane; plasma membrane
Molecular function (GO): G protein-coupled receptor activity; olfactory receptor activity
Source: RefSeq, a predicted model, not a curated record